UUUAAAAUUAUUCGGACAACCAAACGAAAACCAGAGAGAGAGAGAAAGAGAGAGAAGGUUUCAUUUUGUCGAUCCGAUCGGUUCUUCCUUCGUUCGUUCAUUCAUUCAAAUUCAAACUUCGGAUCAGAAAGAAUCUCAAUAAUUCCAAUUGUGGUUGGUCUUAAUAUAUUAUAUAUAGAAGCUACAAUGAAGAAGGCCUUUGAUCAAACUGUUAGGGACCUUAAGAGAGAGGUGAAUAAGAAGGUUCUUAAAGUUCCUGGGAUAGAACAGAAGGUUCUUGAUUCUACUAACAAUGAGCCCUGGGGUCCACAUGGAUCACUUCUUGCUGAUAUUGCACUGGCAACCAGAAACUAUCAUGAGUACCAGAUGAUCAUGGCAGUAAUUUGGAAGCGAAUUAAUGAUACAGGCAAGAAUUGGCGGCAUGUUUACAAGGCUUUGACAGUUUUGGACUACCUGGUAGCCCAUGGGUCGGAGCGGGUCAUAGACGAGAUCAGAGAACACGUGUAUCAGAUAUCAACGUUGUCCGACUUUCAAUAUAUCGAUUCCAGUGGAAGAGACCAAGGAAGCAAUGUCAGAAAGAAAUCUCAAAGUCUUGUAGUCCUAGUGAAUGAUAAAGAACGAAUAAUUGAAGUUAGACAGAAAGCUGCUGCAAACAGGGACAAGUUCCGCAACGCGUCGUCUUCUGGUGGAAUGUAUAGACCCGGGUCAUAUUCAAGUACAGGCGGAACUGGUGACAGAUUUGACGAUGAUCGUUACGAAGGACGUUAUGGAAGCAAGGAUGAUGAUCGGUAUAGCAGAAACGGGGACUCAUAUGGUAGAGAAAGGGAAUGGGGCUACAGAGAUGAUGAUAAAUAUGGAAGAAAUGGGGAUUCAUAUAGUCGUGAUGGUGAUCGUUACGGGAGAGAAUAUGAGGAUCGCUAUGGAAGAGAUGGUGACAGGGACGAUGAUUAUAGGGGAAGAAGUCAAAGUGUUGAUGGGAACCAAUAUGGCCAAAGAAGUAGAAGCUCGGAUAGAGAUAGAGAACGCUCUUUUGAUGAUGACGGGCAAUAUUCUUCUCGCAGUGGGGCCAGAGGUGAUGAUUCUCAGGAUGGAAGGCGGCUUGAUAGGAAAUUUUCUGAACAAAAUAUUGGUGCACCUCCUAGUUAUGAAGAGGCUAGCGAAUCUCGAAGCCCUGUUCACAGCGAAAGGGAUGGGGAAACUCCAGCAGCAGCUGCUCCUAGAGCUUCUUCUCCUGCAGCAAACAACCAUCCAAUUUCUUCACCGCAACCAGGGAGCACUCAGAAUCAUCCAAGCCAACCACCAAAUGUUCAUGACACGUCUGUAUCUCCUGCAAACCAGGAAGUGCAGGCUACCGAUGAAUUUGAUCCACGUGGUGCAGUUUCAGCUACACCAGCUCAUGUAAACAGUGCCGAGGUUGACUUGCUUGGUUCCUUGUCACUGGCCAUUGUUCCAACUGUAUCUACCUCUGCCACCUCUGAAGCUGAGUCUCAAGCACCGACUUUCGCAGCAGCUCCGGUAUCGUCUAAUGUCACGAAUCAGCACUUUGAAGACCCGUUUGGCGAUGCUCCUUUUAAAGCCAUACCUUUGGACACUACCCAAGCUCUACCACAGACUUCCACUUCCAUCCACACUACGCAUGCUGGAGUCCCGAAUGCGAAUGCAGGAUCUGAUUUUGGUUUUGGGGACUCAUUAUCUGGCUUAACAUACUCGGCUCCCAGUUUCUCUUCUGUCCAAACUCCUCCAAUGAACUCAGAGUUUUUACCUCAAGAGCUCUCUACCGCACACCAGAACACUGAUAUUCUUGCAGAUAUUCUCCCGCCUUCGGGGCCAUCACCUGCCAUAACUGCACAGCCGCCUUUUUCAGCUCCAGCAGCCCCACCUGCACAGCCAGGCGCUAAUGAUUUCAGGAAUUAUCAACCACAACCGGGAUCCAUCGUUGCUGUUCCAUCAAAUAUGGUUCCUCAGACUCAAAGUGGUCCUGCUGGACAACAUGGGAAUUAUCUCUCACAUGCACCUACUGCUCCGCUGACCUCGCAUGUGGUUCCUCAAACACCAACUGGACCAACCGUACAAUUUAAUAGUGGAAAUUUUCUCCCACAAGGACAAUUCGCGGCUCCAAACAAUGGAAGCUUCUAUCCUCAACAGGGAGCAUCAACAGUUCCCGUGACUUCUCACACAGUUCCACAUUCUGCAGUGGGACCAGCUGGACAGCUUAACACUGGGAACUUCCUUCCCCAACAGAGUUCUGCUCAUCAAGUUGUUUCUUAUCAAGCAUCAAGCGGACCGGCUUUGCAGCAAGGCAAUGAUCUUCUGGGUGGCCUUCUUCCGCAAACGGGACAAAAUCCACCUUCAGUUGCACAACAAGUUACUCUUCCAUCUUCAACAGUAACACUAAUGAGUACUAAACCAGCCGAUGACAAGUUUGAGACAAAGUCAACAGUCUGGGCUGAUACACUGAGCAGAGGACUCGUUAAUUUGAAUAUCUCGGGAUCCAAAAUAAACCCAUUGGCGGAUAUAGGGAUAGAUUUUGAUGCCAUUAACAGGAAAGAAAAGAGGAUGGAGAAGCCUGCUGCAACACCAGUAACUUCCACUGUGACGAUGGGCAGGGCAAUGGGGUCUGGUUCUGGGAUGGGCCGUGCUGGCGCAAGUGUGCUCAGGCCUCCACCAAACGCUAUGAUGGGUUCAGGUAUGGGCAUGGGUAUGGGAAUGGGUGGUGUUCCUGGUGUCGGUCUCUAUGGAGGCAUGAACCAACAGCCUAUGGGAAUGGGAAUGGGCAUGAAUAUGGGUAUGGGACAAGUUCCUCAGAUGCAACCUCCCACCGGGUUCCCACCUGGAUCGAAAAUACCUGGCACUUAUAAUCCUAUGAUGGGCACGGGUGGUUAUGGUCCUCAACAGCCAUAUGGCGGUUACCGAUAAGAUUGAACCGUGAAAUCAGUCAAUACUGUUCCUUUAAGGUUUGGCUUAGGUUGCGUUCCUCGUGGAAUCUACCCGCGUUUGGUGGCCACAGGUGUAAUUUUUGAUGGGUAGUUGCAAAAUUUUCUGCAUGGCCUGAUUUGGUGUAUUUUUUCUUUUCUGUCUUGAUUGUUUGCCUUGCCCUUUUCUUUUUUUUUUUGGGUCACGAGUUUAUAGAUAGCUACUUUUGCCAAUGUCAGCGGUUGUGUUGUUGUGCCUUAUUAUUUUUUUCUCCUCUUUUUUGGCCCCCUAUAUAUAUAUAUUUUUGGUCACGUGUCAAAGAUUCAUAACAA
Messenger RNA from Morus notabilis, 3245 nucleotides. Its product is annotated as clathrin interactor EPSIN 2. The transcript is spliced from 14 exons. Bases 187 to 2916 code for a protein of 909 amino acids. Gene Ontology annotation, biological process: endocytosis. Lineage: Eukaryota; Viridiplantae; Streptophyta; Magnoliopsida; Rosales; Moraceae. Gene Ontology annotation, cellular component: endosome; plasma membrane; clathrin vesicle coat. Gene Ontology annotation, molecular function: clathrin binding; phospholipid binding. The record is from RefSeq and is a predicted model, not a curated record.